UUAUACACCCUUACAAUGAUACCUUAUUUGUUGAAUGUUUGCGCAUUGUUAUUACUAACUGUUUUGCAGGGUUUGGAUGCAGACAUAUUUGGGGAGCUCCUGAGUUACAUCUACUCGGGAACUCUCCAUGUGUCCCUGGACAAAGUGCAGCACCUGUACCAGGCAGCCGACCUCCUCCAACUGGACUAUGUGAGAGACACCUGCAUCAGCUAUAUGGCCAUGAAUUUGGAGCGCUCCACCUGUGUGGACAUGUACAAGUUUGCUGAUGUUUUUUCUGUAGAUAUUCUCCUGAGGCGUUGUGUGGAGUGGAUCGAUAUAAACUUUACUGAGUUUUCCUUCAGUGAGGAGUUUUGCAGCUUGAGUGUGAAUCAACUGACUGAGAUCAUCAGCCACGAUGAGCUGGAUGUUAAAGAGGAGACAACAGUGUGGGAGGCUGUGGUGAGAUGGGUGCAGCACAGCAAGGAGGAUAGACUGCCCCACCUACCCAGCAUCCUCCCUCACAUCCGCUUCGGCCAACUGACCUCAGAUGACACGGCAGCCAUCUUGGAACAUUCGCUGAUCAGGGAGGAUCCUGGGAGUUUUGAGGUCAUCAAGAAUUUUGUAGAGAAAGGAAACAAUGACCUGAAACCUAGACUUGGGAGGACUACAGAAAUGGUUCUGCUGUCUGAUUUUAAUUCCGGUGAUCUCCUCUUCAUGAACCCUCUGGAAGGGAAGUACAUCACCUGCAGUUACAAUCGUAAAGACCGUCCUGGAGCCAUGGAUUUGACAGUCACCAGUGAUAACAACAUCUACAUCCUGACUCGUGAUCGAGAGAGUAACGAUCGGUCUGUGUUUAAAUACAACCAUGCGGAGAAUGUGUGGAAAAAUGCUGGUAUGUCUUCAAUAUCUAAGUCGCUGCGACCGGAACACCAUUUGAAUUGCCUAAAUGAGCACCUCGUUGAAGUUGAUCAAACUUUAUACUACCUUGCUGAAAAUACAGAAGGUGUGGUGUGGAUGAGAAAGUACAACCGGCACACAGAUCAGUGGCAGGAGUGUUCACAGCCACAAUUUGACAAUAUUACAUACAACUACAGUGCCGCAUUGCCCUGCAGUCCACACAUCUAUUUCCUCACAACCUCGGAAGUGCAUCGCUACGACCCGAGACAGGACCGUUGGUGCAAGCAGAGCCCAUCACCAGAACUCAACCUUGAAAUCGAAACAGCCGUUGUCAUGGGAACAGAGAUUUUCUGCACCGAUUUUGACUUCAGUCAGACCAUGGUGUACGACACGGAAUCAGACUGCUGGCAGGAACUGCAAGGCUGGCCGAACCCAGGAAACCGUAAAACUAGUAGUAUUCCCAGUCUUUUCGUCUUGAACAACCAGCUGCACAUAUGGUUCAUCUGUUGCUAUGAUCAUAAUGAGGAUGAAGAAGAACACGUAGUAUAUGUGUAUGACAAGUCUGCUGAUGUCUGGAGAGACUUGAAUGCCACUUUGCCUAAUAAGGAAUAUUUCCGGUAUGGUCGCCUGUGCCCUGCGCGUAUAUACCUACCGUAUCUUAAAGUACAGGAUAAGGAGAUCUAGAAUGUAACAAUCUUACAGGGCAGGAUUGUUUAAUGAUAUUUGUGUUAAAAUUUGGCUUCUGACUCUGAGGAGAACCCAAAAGUGGGAUAGAUAUUUUGGAACAUUUGUAACAAGUUGCAUUUUGACGGAAACCCAUUCACAAAGUGCCGUAGCCAAAUGGCCUGAAAGCAGAAAUCGGCGCCGCCAUAUGUACCAUGUACAUUGCUAGGAGAAUGUUAACUUUUCGGGUUCUUUUUUAAGAUACUCAGCUUCUCAUGACUGACUUGAUGUGUCUUCCACGCAUUAAAAAAGUUGUAAUUGCUAGAUACACCAUUUAUAAAAGUGUCGUAACAAUUGUACUUAUAUUAAUUUUCAUGUUCAUUUUCAUGUCCUAUAAAAGUUUUUUUUUUCUGUAUUUGAUUUUGUACUUUUUUUCACACUUUGUGUGAUAGCCUGACGAGGUUUUGUAUGUUAGUCUAAGUUUUGUAUAUUUAGACUAAGUUUUGAAUGUUAGCCUGACUAAGUUUUGUAUACGUAUGUUACCCUGACUAAGAUUUGUAUGUUACCCUAAGUUUUUUUAUGGUAGCCUGACUAAGAUUUGUAUGUUACCCUGACUAAGUUUUGGAUGUUAGCCUGACUAAGUUUUGGAUGUGAGCCUCAUUAAGCCUUGUAUGUUAGCCUAUUUUUUUCAUGUGAGCCUAAUUUUUUUAUUCUAGCAACCCUUUUAAGCCAGGCCUCUCGUUGUAGGUCUCCACGGAGCCCAGGACAGUGAGAGUUUAUGUUGAACAGAGUCUGACUAUUGAUGUGAAUUGUUUUAAGCUUUUGCAGAAAAAGAUACUUGGAAAUUUACACUCAUUCAUAUGGAUUACACCAGUUGACGUUUGCAUAUACUAUGAAUAACCUGUUGUAUAAUUUUGUGUUAUGUUUCUUUACACUUAGUUAUUCUUCAGAAGCCAGUUACGGUGUUACGCAUGUCCAUGAGAUUAGAACAACUUUAUAUACCUGCACUUCCUUUGACAAUAUAUAUGUAUAUCUU
Messenger RNA from Branchiostoma floridae (Florida lancelet), 2575 nucleotides. RefSeq names its product kelch repeat and BTB domain-containing protein 2-like. Gene Ontology annotation, molecular function: protein binding. The record is from RefSeq and is a predicted model, not a curated record. The coding region runs from base 16 to 1560 and encodes 514 amino acids. The transcript has 4 exons. Lineage: Eukaryota; Metazoa; Chordata; Leptocardii; Amphioxiformes; Branchiostomatidae.